Cimex lectularius (bed bug) is the source of this 632-nucleotide messenger RNA. RefSeq lists its product as uncharacterized. NCBI's taxonomy places the organism in Eukaryota, Metazoa, Arthropoda, Insecta, Hemiptera, Cimicidae. The record is from RefSeq and is a predicted model, not a curated record. The transcript is spliced from 4 exons. Bases 168 to 563 code for a protein of 131 amino acids.
UCUCUUAUCUAGUUUACUCGAUUCUCUCUGCUAGAAAUGACCGUUUAUUCACUUCCACGCUUUAACAAAACAUUAUGGCAUGUCAAGCGAUAAAAACCCAUGUUUUCUGGGAAAUUUAAUGAUCGUCUCACGUUUUGCGUUACGUGUGAAGAACGUGCAACAACGAGAUGAGCCGUCUCGUCAGUGUUUUUUUCUUAAUUUUGAUCCUUUGUCGGUCCGACGGCGCGGACAACCACCAGGAACAGGACGGAUCCCAGCCUUCGAAGACUGAAAUCUGCCUCGGAUCGACUGAAGAAGAAAGCGUCUGCACAGAGCUGAAGGAAGGGACGAUGGACGGCAUCGUCUCUUCCUUCAAAAACAAACAGUUCCUGCCUAAGGACUCAAAUUCAGAAAAGGAUGUAAAUGUUUCGUCUUCAGCCACUUUACCGACCACCCUGGGUUUAGACAACGCAACCGAAACGAUGAAUUUUACUGUUGGAUCUUCGACAGAUGUACCCAGUACGACGCAGCAGUAUGAACAGAACCUUGAAACUGACAGCACGAAUUCAUCUGCUACCGAGUAACUUGGACGCUUAAGUCUAAUCAUGAGUGCGUUGUGAAAUCUUAUUAAAAAAAAACGUUUAACGUUAAAA